UCAGAGCAGUGUGAUGUCUGAUAACACAUCACUGCCGUCUGUGUCUAACGCGUCUCUCCUGCCUCCGCUGACGGACUGGAGGGCGCCCUCCUUCACUCCCGCGGCUCAGGCCCGUGUGGCGGCCACCAUGGUGCUCUUCCUGUUCGCUGCAGUCAGUAAUCUGGCGCUCCUCAUCAGCGUGUCACGCGGUCGCGGCCGGCGUCUGGCGUCUCACCUGCGUCCUCUCAUCAUCAGCCUGGUGUCCGCUGACCUGAUGAUGACCUUCAUCGUGAUGCCGCUGGACAUGGUGUGGAACGUGACGGUGCAGUGGUACGCCGGAGAUGGACUCUGUAAGCUGCUGUGCUUCCUGAAGCUCUUUGCCAUGCAAACCUCUGCCUUCAUCCUGGUGGUCAUCAGUCUGGACCGGCAUCACGCCAUCCUGCACCCACUGGACUCAUUGAACGCCCACCAGAGGAACCGCAGGAUGUUACUGCUGGCCUGGAGCCUCAGUGCGCUGAUCGCAUCACCACAGCUGUUCAUCUUCCGGACAGUCAAAGUGAAGAGCGUGGACUUCACUCAGUGCGUUACUCACGGGAGUUUCCACGAGCGCUGGCAUGAGACGGCGUACAACAUGUUUCAUUUCGUGACGCUGUACGUGAUUCCCCUGCUGGUCAUGAGCUGCUGUUACACCUGCAUCCUCAUCGAGAUCAACAGACAGCUGCACAAGAGCACAGAGGGCGAGUCUCUGAGACGCAGCGGCACAGACAUGAUCCCGAAGGCCCGGAUGAAGACGCUGAAGAUGACCAUCAUCAUCGUCCUGUCGUUCGUGGUCUGCUGGACGCCCUACUAUCUGCUGGGCAUCUGGUACUGGUUCCAGCCGGAGAUGCUGAAGGUCACGCCCGAGUACAUCCAUCACCUGCUCUUUGUGUUCGGGAACCUGAACACCUGCUGCGACCCGGUGAUCUACGGUCUUUACACGCCCUCGUUCCGCGCCGAUCUGGCCCGCUGCUGGCGCUGUCGGACCCCUGCAGAGUCUCCACGCUCUCUGGACCGGAUCCCACACGAGAACACCAGUCCGACACGGCCAGCCUGAAGAGCUCUUACACCUCAUCUCAAACUCACCACGAUGAAGCGAUGGAGCUCCAUAAUGAACCAGACUCUGAGCCGCUGCAUGGAGCGCCGCGGGGUUCAUACACAACUAAUGAAAAGAGCUCAGAGCAGAUUUACCCAGAAGCCUCUGCAGUUUUAGAAUAACUUCACAGAUUUCACAGCGUGCUUCUGUUAUUAAAGCAGCUGGACGCACUGAAACGUCUGUGUCAAACUUGUUUUGUAUGUUUACGCUGUUGAUCUGUGUCCGUUUGCGUCCAGAGUGCAUUUCAUCAUUAUUUAGCCAUUUUUUUGCCUAAAAAUAUUGACUGGCAUUUAAUCUGGUCCACUUUACAGCUCAUUCUGACCUAGAAUUGCCAAUGUAAUCACUGAAAAAGUGCUUCUUUAUCAUUAUUUUAGCUUGAAAUGCUAAAUUACACACUUGUUUAAUCUAAUGAAUAUCUGCUAAUGGGGUCGUUAAUACAUGCAAUUAAACACAGUCAACCUGACCAUGCCUUCUGUUCUUAGUGCUGCAAACACACACUAUCCACUAAGGAGAAGGGAAGGCGAGUUAUGUUUAAUGGAUUGAAUGCAGGUAAAGUGGCAGACUAAGAGCUUUCUGGGAUCCCAGGAGUGUCACACUUCAGAGUCUGACACAGAUGCACACACACUUCAGAUAAACACACAGGAACUCAUGAAUUCUACUUUUGUCAAUGCUAUUUACA
Molecule: messenger RNA, 1790 nt
Organism: Carassius gibelio (silver crucian carp)
Lineage: Eukaryota; Metazoa; Chordata; Actinopteri; Cypriniformes; Cyprinidae
Gene: gnrhr3
Product: gonadotropin releasing hormone receptor 3
Exons: 3
Coding region: 14-1072 (352 amino acids)
Biological process (GO): G protein-coupled receptor signaling pathway
Cellular component (GO): membrane
Molecular function (GO): gonadotropin-releasing hormone receptor activity; peptide binding
Source: RefSeq, a predicted model, not a curated record